Molecule: messenger RNA, 1238 nt
Organism: Nicotiana attenuata
Lineage: Eukaryota; Viridiplantae; Streptophyta; Magnoliopsida; Solanales; Solanaceae
Exons: 4
Coding region: 457-912 (151 amino acids)
Source: RefSeq, a predicted model, not a curated record
GUCAUUGCUUAGAGAAGGGAGAAUCAGAGUUUUCAGUAAGAGAAACCACUUUUAUAAUAUCCAUAGGCAUACCUUGGAAUAUAGAGUGUCCCUAGCAAAGGGCAAACAAAGAUGAAGUAAUACUGUAAUAAAGAAUAGUUCCCCCUCUUCUCUCUGUCCUUACAUCUCUGUCCCUCUUGUCGCUUUUUAGAUAUCUGGGCUUUUUUUUUUUUGCUUUUUUCUUCUGGACCAUUACUGUUUCUUACAACUUCAUACCAGUAUCUCUUUGAAUCCUCAUACCCCACUGCCCUAAUCCAAAAAGCAAACCCAUUUCAGUCCCCUUUAAAGGACCUUCUACAUUCCUUAAAUUCUUACUUUAAUAUAUUUCCAGUUGGGUACAAGAAAAUAAGAAAGUAACUUUUUGAACUCUCAAGACUUCUUCAAUCUUCAAGAUUCUACUGGUGAUACUCCCCCAAAAUGGAUGAGAGCAAUUAUUAUUUCAUGAGGAGGAGCCAUGUUCCAGCAUUUGGUUGCUGGGACUGUAACGAUAAUGAAUUCCCAGUUCCUUUCACACAGUGCUUUGAAUCAGCUAGGCAAGCUGGUUUGCUUCGAUAUAGCUACUAUGAAGACCGUGAUUUGUACGUCGCCGGCGAUCUUUACCAGAACGAUAUUGUCACGCCUACCAUGAUCGUCGUUCCUCGUCGUAAGAAAAAAGCAGUUGGAAAAGAAGGAAGAAAGGAUUGUGAAUAUGAUGAUGUGAAAGAAGCAGCAAGUCCUGUUCCAGCAGCUCCUCGUCCUUCACCUAAAAGGGCACCCAAAGCUGUAGAUGAAGAUCUCUACAAGAUUUCCCCAACCUUGCUCUACGCUAAGCCUAAAAGGAAAGGCAUCAAGGGAUUCUUUUCGAGCUGCCUGCGGCCAAUUUGUGUUUCUUAAACCUGAUGGAGCUCAAAGUUUACGAAGAAGAGAAGAUUCAAAACAUAUGGAGGAGGACUAUAUAGUCGAUGUCUAUAUUCUAAAGUUAGCAUAGAGAGUUUGGAGUAUUUUCUUGGGUUUUCCUUAGUGAAAAGUGGCCACUGGCCAGCCCAAGAAGAUAGUAUCCAACAUUAUCUUGUAAUAUAAUAAUGAAUAACCAAGAAGCUAGCCUUUUCUUCUCUACUCUAUUUCCUGCCGUAUGUUUCUUUUUGGAAGUAUUUACAUGUCAUUCCUACUAAACUUUUGUAAUACAAUAAAGUAUCAAGAAGUGGAAAGUAUUUUAAAUA